Saimiri boliviensis boliviensis (Bolivian squirrel monkey) is the source of this 1713-nucleotide messenger RNA. It is a transcript of the gene MAGEF1, whose product is annotated as MAGE family member F1. Lineage: Eukaryota; Metazoa; Chordata; Mammalia; Primates; Cebidae. The record is from RefSeq and is a predicted model, not a curated record. Gene Ontology annotation, cellular component: nucleus. Gene Ontology annotation, biological process: negative regulation of transcription by RNA polymerase II.
GGAAGAGGCGGAGCUUCGCGCAGCACUGGGGUCGCCAUCCUGGCUGCGGCGGCCGGAAGUGGCCCCUCGCGCGGGCGCGGACUGAGGCUGCGCGCCGCAAGUCCCGGCUGCUGGCGGGGUUGCGGGCGCAGUUUCGACUCCCGUGAGGUGCCGCCCAGCAGCCGCCGAGCUCCCUGUGCCAUCGCUCCUGGUCCUCCCGCCGCCCCAGCCGCUGUCCAACCCCUCCCCUGGCGCCUGCGCGGCGGCUCGCACACCCCUCGGCCCUUGUAAGCGCUCUGCACCUGCCUGCGCGGAAACAUGUUGCAGACACCAGAGAGCAGGGGGCUCCCGCUCCCGCAGGCCGAGGGGGAGAAGGAUGGCGGCCAUGAUGGUGAGACCCCGGCCCCGGCCGCCUCGCAGGAGCGCCCCACGGAGGUUCCUGGCGCCGGGAGGGAGGAAGGGGCUGCGGAGCCCGCCCUCACCCUGAAAGGCGCAAGGGCCUUGGCGGCCAAAGCCUUGGCACGGCGCAGGGCCUACCGCCGUCUGAACCGGACGGUGGCGGAGUUGGUGCAGUUCCUCCUGGUGAAAGACAAGAAGAAGAGUCCCAUCACACGCUCGGAGAUGGUGAAAUACGUUAUUGGAGACUUGAAGGCUCUAUUCCCGGACAUCGUCGCGAGAGCCGCAGAGCAUCUGCGGUAUGUCUUUGGUUUUGAGCUGAAACUGUUGGACCGCAAACACCACAGUUACAUCCUGAUCAACAAACUAAAGCCUCUUGAGGAGGAGGAAGAUCUGGGAGGAGAUGGCCCCAGAUUGGGCCUCUUAAUGAUGAUCCUGGGCCUUAUCUAUAUGAAAGGUAAUAGUGCCAGGGAGGCCCAGGUCUGGGAGAUGCUGCGUCGGUUGGGGGUGCAUCCCUCAAAGAAUCAUUUCCUCUUUGGGUAUCCGAAGAGGCUUAUUAUGGAAGAUUUUGUCCAGCAGCGUUACCUCAGUUACAGGCGGGUGCCUCACACCAAUCCACUGCAAUAUGAAUUCUCUUGGGGUCCCCGAAGCAACCUGGAAAUCAGCAAGAUGAAAGUCCUGGGGUUCGUGGCCAAGCUGCAUAAGAAGGAACCCCAGCACUGGCCAGUGCAGUACCGUGAGGCCCUGGCAGACGAGGCCGAUAGGGCCAGAGCCAAGGCCAGAGCUGAAGCCAGUAUGAGGGCCAGGGCCGGUGCUAGGCCCGGCAUCCACUUCUGGUGAGGGUUGGUGAAAAGGUGGCCAGUGGGGUCCCUGUGGGAAUGAGCUACUGUCCUGAGUCAUAAGUAGGGUCUUAUUUCUGUAGAAAUCGUGUGACUUUAAGGAUUUAGAUUUUAUAUCUUGUUAUGUUUUGUUACAUUUAAUACACUGUUAAAAUGCUGUUUGUCAGUGGGAUUGGUUUGCUGUUUCCUGUGGGAUUUUGUUGUAGAGUUUUGCUGGUUUUGUAAGAUGGAUUGAACUUUGUAUUUAUACUGUGACUUUGAACAGAUGACGCAGCACUGGAAGUACUUAGAUGGUUUGAAGGAACUCUGUAGCAUGAUCUGGUACCAGGGGAAAAUAACUGGCGUCUAGCCUCCCAACACUUGUCUGUUGUAUAUAAAAGAAAAAGGACUGACACGUACCUCUGUUUGCUUAGCUAUUUGAGUAUCUAGAGAAACAUUAAAAUGUAAUGUAUUAGCAGUAUAUACUGGUACACUUAAUAAAUUAAACAUUUGUGGAGCA